Oncorhynchus kisutch (coho salmon) is the source of this 6364-nucleotide messenger RNA. Its product is annotated as zinc finger protein 438. The coding region runs from base 350 to 2824 and encodes 824 amino acids. The record is from RefSeq and is a predicted model, not a curated record. Gene Ontology annotation, cellular component: nucleus. The transcript is spliced from 5 exons. Gene Ontology annotation, biological process: regulation of gene expression. Lineage: Eukaryota; Metazoa; Chordata; Actinopteri; Salmoniformes; Salmonidae.
ACAGCUCAAAAUGGCUGUAGACAAACAGUUAUGAAGAUCUGCCGUUCUACAAGAAAUGAAUAUGUCGCAAUUGACAAAUUAACGAAGAAGCCUCCAAAACAACUGGGGAUACAGGGGCCCGUGGAGAGGUUCAGGGAGAGGAGCAGACCUCUGGCACCGACCCUGGAAGAGAGGAGGGACCACCUCAUAGAGAGAAGGGGCCACAACAGAAGGAAGACGGAACAAUGCCAUUGGACCUCUGCCUUGGGACAGAGCCAUGACCAGUCUGGAGCCAGACAGAAGACUGGACUCCACACUCUGACUGAAACCUUCAAGCACAAAACGGAGACAGGUCUAGGUCUAGACCUCCAUGCCAGGCCAGAUGAUGAAGAGCCUCCAGUUCAGAAGCAUCGCCCCCAAGGCCCCAGCAGCGGUGGUUCCCUCCCCAGCCGCCAUCCUGUCCUGCCAGCACCCCUCUGCCCUCCCGGAGGCAGCCUCCACAGCCGUCAGCCCCAAGUCUAUCCUGGUCCCGGCCCAGAACUAUGCCCUGAUGCAGGUGGCAGGGCAGGAGGGUACCUUCUCUCUGGUGGCCCUGCCGCCCUCCGUAACCCCUCAGUCGCCGCAGCAACAACAGCAGCAGCAACAGCCAAUCCAGAAGAACCUGAAGCUGCCCAUCCCCAGGUACCAGCCAAUGAGGACCAAGAACACCCCGGAGAAGGUCAAAUCAGCCACACCCACCGCCGGUGGCAGCGCCAGGGGGGUGAGGACACCCACCAAGGUUGCAUUGACAACCCGGGACCAUCGGUCAAUAGCAGCCAUAAAGAAGAAGUUGUCAUUGGCUGAGCCCAAGGAGGAGCCAUCAGAACAGGUCAUACUGAUCGACGACUCAGCCUCCUCUGAGCUCUCCGUCCUCACAGCCCUGCUCCCAGACAACGCCAUGCUCUACACUGGCUCUCCGCUGGAGCGAAUAGCAGUGGUGGACACCACCCCCGACCACCGGUCCACUCCUGCCCACACUCCCGGCCCUGUGACCAGCAUGCUGCAGAACCUCCACUACCCAUCUGGUGGCAUUACUAAAAGUUCCCCGGUCGAACCAUCACAGGAUGAGAGCAGCGGUAAGGUUGCUAUCAGGCCGUGCCAACCCAAGCCUGUAGCCCAACAGCCCCAUCCACAGCCAGCUAGUAGCAGCAUCACUGUCCUCUCUCCAGCCAUCUUCAGCAAAGCUGUCCAGAUCAUCCCCUCCCCACCCAAGGGCAAGCUGCCCAUCCUGCCCUACUCCAUGAUGAAAAGCACCCUCAUACCCGCCUCCAAACUCAACCUCAAUGCCAUGUCCCCCAAGAAGGCUUUCCCUAGCCAGCCCGACCUCUCCCCUUAUCCCUCUGAUCCCCAGUCCAAGACCCCGGAGACUGCUGAGGCCCUAUGUCAGAACCACAUGCCAAACUCCCUGCUGCAGAGCCAGCCUCAGGCCAAGACCACAGGCGCCCUGUCGCUGCUGGGAACGCUACAGAUCCAGAAACCAUCAGGCAAGAAGAGGGGGGGGAAGAGGAAGACAAUGGAGGACAUUCUGGCCUUUGAGGCGAGGAAGAAGAGGUCCUUGUCAUUCUUUCGGAGGAGGGUGCCAGAGAAGCCUUCUGUCUCAGCCGUCAUCUCCUCCCCGCUGUCUAAACAGCAGAGGGAGGUGGACAUCUCUAAGAAGUACCGCAGCAUCAGACCCAAGCCUCACCACAUGCUGCUGAUGGAGACUGUACCCCAGCUGGUCAGCCUGCCCUCCCUCACCUCCUCUGACAGCCUGGAUUCAGAGCUCCUCGUGGGGCAUCAGCUCUCUGCCGAGGCCCUGGAGCCCGGUCCUCCCCAGCCCCAGCCAGCCUCUACCCCGCUAUACCUGAAAGGGGGCCCUUCUCAUAGGGUCUACCUGGGCAGUAGCCAGCCCCUCCACCGCUGCCCUACCUGCAGCCGCUGCUUCCAGUUCAAACACCACCUUCAGAGCCAUAUGAACAGCCACACCAACAGCAGGCCUUACCUGUGUCCUGUGUGUCGUAAGGCCUAUGCUCACUCUGGCUCCCUCAGCACCCACAUGAAGCUGCAUCACUCUGACGGGAGACCGCGGCGGACGCUUCGCUGUGACUUCUGUGAGAAGGCGUUUGGCUACGUGGGUGUGUACUUCGGCCAUUUGAGGGAGGUGCAUAAGGUUAUCCUGACCGUGGAGCCGUCCGUCAGCCAGCAUGAAGACGACGUGCCUGUGGAGGGGGCCAUGUCUUCAGACCUGGGGGACGAGCAGGGCCAGGAGGAGCGCGAGGACCCAGUGGAGCUCCAGAUCAAGUGUAGCCGUUGUCAGGCCAUCACCCCCACCUUCGCCGACAUGAAGCUACACCUGCUCUAUGUGCAUGGGGAGGAGGUCCAGGUGCGCCUGCGGGACGGGGCUGGGGGGGUGGGAAGGUCACUGCGGGGGGGCCGGGAGGCAGAGGAUGAGCUGGUGAAACACGCCGCCCACUACUGGCGCCAGCUCAAUGAGAAGAGGAACCUAGUCCGGUGUGGGAGCUGUGAUGAAGAGUUCUUCUCCUUCUCCAAGCUGAAGCGUCAUAUCCUCUCCCACCACCAGGGGGGACCGGAGGAUGAUGGAGAGGGGGAGCCGACCGGCCCCUCAGCCCGGGGAGAGAGAGGGGUCCUGAGGCAGGGAUUGGUGUUUAACUGUUUGCUGUGCAGCCAGGUCCUGGACAGUAAAGAGGAGGUGAUGGAGCACUGGAGAGGCCACCACCACUGUGAGGAGACCCAGGUACUCUGGGAGGCCCUCGGCUCCUACUCGGGGGAAAGGGAGAUAGACUCGCCCGACCACAGCACAUGUUAACAUGGCACUGGACACGUUCUAGGUCGUCUCUGUUGCAGUCACGCUGCACAUCUCAGAAUAUUGACUUUACUUAUUCCUUCUAGCCUCUAAGGAAGCAAUUUGCCAGAACAGUGCAUUUUAAAAGAUUGAUAUAUCAUAUCAACGUGGUUUCUGAGAUGUCAAAAAAACACUUCUCCAGGCAUUGUGAGAUCUUAUAAUCGGGGCGGGCUGACUACAAUAGAUAUAACCUCGAACGUACCCACUAUUUGUGUCUGUCUGAGCCGAUCAUGCGCUGUGUGCAGCUCUCAAACACACCCAGUUAGUCCCUAUGCACACUAUCCAGCCGACGCCAACCAUGCAGUACAUUUCCAGCUACUAUGGUGGCUGGGUAACCACUAACCAGGCAUGUUCAGCUCACCUCAGUAUGGUGAAAGGGUAUUAGUCCAUACAGAGGUCAGUUAUCGCACAGUUUAGUUUGUUAGAGAAUCCACUUGAUACAUUACAAAUGAUUAUUUUGGUAUUUUGUGGACUGCACUGUGUUUUGUGUAGAUUUUUUUCUAUGUUUUAAUAGGAUUGGGUUGUUUUGUAUUGAAUAUGUACAGUAUAUACAGUACCAGUAAAACGUUUAGACACACCUACUCAUUCAAGGGUUUUUCUUUAUUUUGACUAUUUUCCACAUUGUAGAAUAAUAGUGAAUACAUCAAAACUAUGAAAUAACACAUGGAAUAAUGUAGUAACCAAAAAAGUGUUAAACAAAUCAAAAUAUAUUUUAGAUUCUUUAAAGUAGCUACCCUUUGCCUUGAUGACAGCUUUGCAUUCUUGGCGUUCUCACAACCAGCUUCAUGAGGAAUGCUUUUCCAACCUUCUUGAAGGAGUUCCCACAUAUGCUGAGCACUUGUUGGCUGCUUUUCCUUCACUCUGCAGUCCAACUCAUCCCAAACCAUCUCAAUUUGGUUGAAGUCGGGUGAUUGUGGAGGCCAGGUCAUCUGACGCAGCACUCCAUCACUCUCCUUGGUAAAAUAGCCUUUACACAGCCUGAAGGUCUGUUGGGUCAUUGUCCUGUUGAAAAACAGAUUAUAGUCACACUAAGCCCAAACCAGAUGGGAUGGUGUAUCGCUGUAGUGGCCAUGUUGGUUUGGUUAAGUGUGCAUUGAAUUCUAAAAAAAUCACAGACAGUGUCACCAGCAAAGCACCCCCACACCACAUCCUCCAUGCUUCACGGUGGGAACCACACAUUCGGAGAUCAUCCGUUCACCUACACUUGAAGAAACUUUCAAAGUUCUUGAAAUUUUCCAAAUUGUCUGGCCUUCAUGUCUUGAUGAACUGUCAUUGCUCUUGGCUUAUUUGCGGUGUUCUUGCCAUAAUAUGGACUUGGUCUUUUACCAAAUAGGGCAAUCUGCUGUAUACCACCCCUACCUUGUCACAACACAACUGAUUGGCUCAAACGCAUUAAGAAGGAAAGAUAUUCCACGUGACUACCUCCAUGAAGCUGGUUGAGAGAAUGCCAAGAGUGUGCAAAGAGUGGCUACUUUGAAGAAUAUCAAAUUAGUUAGUUUAACACUUUUUUUGGUUACUACAUGAUUCCAUGUGUUAUUUAAUAGUUUUGAUGUCUUCACUAUUAUUUCUACAAUGUAGAAAAUAGUCAAAAUAAAGAAAAACCCUUGAAUGAGUAGGUGUGUUCACACUUGACUGUGUGUGUGUGUAUAUAUAGAUAUCUGUUUGUUAAAACUAUGUAAAUAAACAUAAUACUGGUAGAAACACAGGCAUAUUGUACCUAAAAUCUAUUGGCCUUGAAAACAGUCAUCCCAUCUAUGGUAAAUGAUUGACUGAAGUCUAAAGUCUAGGUUGUGGCUUUAGGGACAAAACUUUCCAAUUCAACUGUGUGUUACAGUAGCAGGAUCCUCUCUAGCUAUUUUGACCUAAAGAGGAUAACCUUCUCAGUACACCAACACCUGACUGAAACGUCUGAGGCCUUCUGAAAAAUUCUAGUCUCGAGAUCGACCCAUACAUCUGGCUCAUAACCAACAUCGACAUUUAAAUAGAUUAUAUAUUAUUAUAUACACUGAGUGUACAAACAUUAAGGACGCCUUCUUAACAUUGAGUUGCAUCCCCUUUUGCCCUCAGAACAGCCUUGAUUCGUUGGGACAUGGUCUACAAGGUGUCGGAAGUGUUCCACAGGGAUGCUGGCUCAUGUGGACUCCAAUGCUUCCCAAAGUUGUCAAGUUGGCUGGAUGUCCUUUGGGUGGUGGACCAUUCUUGAUACACACGGGAAACUGAGCGUGGAAAAACCCAGAGGCAUUGCAGUUCUUCACAUGCUCAAACCGGUGCGCCUGGCACCUGCUAUCAUACCCCGUUUAAAGGCACUUGAAUAUUUUGUCUUGCUCAUUCACCCUCUUAAUGGCACACAACACACAAUCCAUGUCUCACUUGUCUCGAGGCUUGAAGUGGAUUUAACAUCAAUAAGGGAUCAUAGCUUUCAUCCGGAUUCACCUGGUGAGUCUUAUCUAGAUUUCUGUUUGUGUACUCUGUGGUAAUGGAAAAGGGUGAAUGAUGGGAUAACCACUGACAAAACUAGAUCUAUUUGUUACUAUUACAUUAUGAAGAAGUUAUGAAAGCAUUGAACGAAUGCUGCUAGCUAUUAUUCAGUAUAAACCUGUGGAAUUGGGGCACCUGAGGUCUGAUGUUAUAGAGACUGAAGUAAGCUUGCAUGCAUGUUUUAUGCCUAUUUGUGAUUGGAACCCCAGCAGAAAAGCCUGUUUUCUCUUCUGUUUGCUUCUUACAAAUGGGGAAUGUUCAGUGUUGUUUCCUGGUUGGGAUAGUGAAUUUGUUAAAGGGGUCAUAGAUGUGGUUUAAACUGUGUAACCUUUUCAUACAACAACCAAAAAUCACAGGGUAAGUUAAGUGAAUGUACCUUGAAUGUUUCAAAACCCUACCAAAUUCUCUCUCUCUAUAUAUAUAUAUAUAUAUAUAUAUAUAUAUAUAUUAAAUAUAGAUUAGAUUAUAUAUAGACAUGUAUAAAUACAGUAUAUUGAGAAUAUAUAUUUGCAUAGAAUAUAUAGUGAAUAUUCUGCUUUGUUCCAAUGGAGGAAACAAACUAGAUCGGAUUUAGUCAUCAUCAAACCGGCAACUUAUGCUGAGUCUCCCUGCUUGUCUGACACAAACCAGUUGUGCAUUCCAAAUGACACUGUAUUCCCUAUAUACUGAAGUGCACUACUUUUAAUCAUGGCCCCUAGUGCUCUCUUCGAAAGAAUGUAGGGAAUGGGGUGCCACUUGGGACACAUGUCAGGAAGAAGCAACAAUGAGAAAGAACUCGCCUCCCUUAGUGAGGCUAGACUUGCAGCACAUACAAAUCAAUGGUGUGAAAAGUAAUCACAUAGCUAAUAUGUCUUUCACAAAAUGGUGACUGUGUUGACUGGCUGAAAGUGUUUGAUUGUGGCUGUUUGUGAACCUAAAAACCUUACCUUUCUCGGAAUAAAACAAAUAUAUGCUUGAUUGAAUAUGACAAGGAUUGUGUGACGUAUCUAACAAGAUAACAAAUAAAUGCAUAUUUAUUUCCAGUGA